AUGACGUCUUCAUUGAAUGCGUUAGACCACAACGAGCAUGCCUUUCAUCUUUAUGACGAUAAUACAGCAGGAUUCAUGGAAAGCCAACUGAUAGCUUUGAUAUUUCGCAACCAGCGGAACGAUGGAGUCAUGGAAGGCCAACUAAAAGAGGACACAAAGUAUCAAGACCAGUUCCAGAAAAUGGCAAGAGAUAGGGACCUUGUCUACAACGAAUCCAAAAUGAACGAGAAAUGA
Letharia lupina is the source of this 234-nucleotide messenger RNA. RefSeq lists its product as uncharacterized. Lineage: Eukaryota; Fungi; Ascomycota; Lecanoromycetes; Lecanorales; Parmeliaceae. The record is from RefSeq and is a predicted model, not a curated record. The transcript has 2 exons. The coding region runs from base 1 to 234 and encodes 77 amino acids.